AUGGGGCCCAAGAGGUCUGUCCUGCCCAAGGCCUCGGAGGACAGGAGUAAGCUGACCCAGCUGAAGAUUGCCCAGCGCCUUCGCCUGGAGCAGCUCAAGCUGGAAGAAGUAACACGACGCAUCACGCAGGUGAGCCCCAAUGGCUACUCAAUGCUCCUGGCCAUGCAGGCGACCCCCAGUGGGCCUGGCACUGAGGGGGUGCCCACGAUGGAGCCCCGCCUACAGAGGCGGCUUUUCAGGAACCUGGUCUCCUCCUUGAAACAGAAGCAGGCUGCAGUGGUGAUCAAUAAGCCAGUGGGAGGGUACCAGUGCAGAGACAUCAUGGGCAUGCUCUCCUGUGCCUUCCCACCUGUGACUUUUCACAGCAGUACCUCCCGUCAGCACUGA
Messenger RNA from Rangifer tarandus platyrhynchus (Svalbard reindeer), 387 nucleotides. NCBI's taxonomy places the organism in Eukaryota, Metazoa, Chordata, Mammalia, Artiodactyla, Cervidae. The record is from the annotation of a GenBank genome assembly.